Messenger RNA from Coffea arabica (coffee), 966 nucleotides. The record is from RefSeq and is a predicted model, not a curated record. NCBI's taxonomy places the organism in Eukaryota, Viridiplantae, Streptophyta, Magnoliopsida, Gentianales, Rubiaceae.
AUGAUCAACUUCACCAAAGAAGAACUGAAUGCCUAUACUGGCAAUUUUGAAGUCUACUUAGGGGAGGGGAAAAACGGACGAGUCUACAGAGGACAUGUCCCUACCAAUAAUAAUCAUGAGUUGAACGAAAUGUUAAUUGCAGUAAAGCUCUCAAAGAAUCAUGAUUCAGACACAAUCACCCAAUUCGAGAAUGAAAUCGAAUGGCUGCCUCAGUUGAACCAUCCAAAUAUUGUUCAAAUGGUGGGGUUAUGCAGAUCCCCUGAAGGAAUCUAUAUCGUCUAUGAACUUGCGAAAGGCGGAGAUUUGCUCAGUAAAUUGGAAGAACUGGACUGGCAGCAAACACUGGACAUUAUUUUAGGACUAGCUGCAGCCAUAGAAUAUCUUCAUGACACGGGUCUAAGAAUUGGAGACCUAAAAGCUCCUAACUUACUUCUUGAUGAGUUACUCCUCCAUACCAUUCUUAUUAGUUACUAUGCAACUGUUUUGCAAGGUGUUCCAAGCCUAGAUGAUGACAUUUACGGCUUUGGAGUGAUAAUUCUGCAACUGCUGACCAAACAGAUUUUUCCUAUCGGAACACAUACUCAUAUUGCAGAGAAGACUGAGACAGAGUUUGCUCAAGGAGAUCCAGUAGUUCAUGAGAAGCUGAGGGUGAGUGGCUGUUCAAAAGAUGAUGCAAGUUUUGGUGACAAUUUGUUGAUUCCAAAUGUUGUCUUAACAGCUUCUUGCAUGGAUAUCUACAUUUUCAUUUGUGCUGAUGGUUUUGAAAAUUUAGAUAGAGCAGGAAAUGCAGAAAUGCUUCUUGACAUGCAGGUUUUUGGUGCUAAUCCUGACAAUAGAGUUUUCAGUGUGCUAACGAAAACUACAAGGGAACUGGAAAAUAUGUCAUGGUCCAAACCUUUUUUCCAUUUCUUGUAUGUUAUUUCAGUAUCAAUUCAAAUUCUUAGACGUGAACCAGGUGGCCCCUGA